Molecule: messenger RNA, 3504 nt
Organism: Symsagittifera roscoffensis
Lineage: Eukaryota; Metazoa; Xenacoelomorpha; Acoela; Convolutidae
Product: PAX-interacting protein 1-like
Exons: 9
Coding region: 1-3351 (1116 amino acids)
Source: RefSeq, a predicted model, not a curated record
AUGGAAUCGGGAAUCGAAAUUUUGGAUGACUCAGCUGAUAGCUGUUCUGGUACCAAGUCUAAGCAAUUGACACCAGAAGAUUCGAGUGCUGUAAAGACUGAAGAAGGAAGUGCUGAUGAAGCCAAUUCUAAAUCCGCUUCAGCCGAACCUAAGAACUGGGAAUCUGAUCUUCUUCAAUCAUCAGACUUGAAGCCUUUGGACGGGUUUUCAUUUCCUUUUGUCAAAACGGAAUAUCCAAUUGACCCACUACCGCAAAGUAGAUCACUUUUGUUCAAAGGAUUGCGCUACUAUGCAAUUGGUGUUACAGCGAAUAUCAAGAAGCUGCUUUGUGACUGUUCUGCGGUUGAAGAAUCAAACUUAUCCGAGCUGGUGACUCAUGUCAUUGCCGGCAAGAACAUCAAUGUUUACAACCCAGAAGCAACGCAGGCGGCAGAUUUGUAUGACAAAACGGUAGUUCAUGAAGAUUGGGUUGAAACGUGUCACAAAUAUGAUGCUUUGUUCCCUUUGGAUCCCUACAGAUUACAUAGAAAACGAUUGUUUGCCGACAUGAAAAUCUGUCUCUCAAAACUUUCAAUGAAAGACAGACGUACAUUACACUUCCUUAUCGAACAUUACGGAGGAAAGUGCACGUUGAAGUUGGAUAAGUCCGUUACUCAUUUAAUCACCGGGACAAGUGAUGGUCGCAAAUAUGAGAAGGCAAUUAAAAUGCCGAACAUGGAAGUAGUCGCACCAGAUUGGGUAACCGAUUCGAUUAAGGCGCACCAAGCACUUUCGCCUAAAAAUUUUAGUCCCAGUAGACUUGUGGACAGCGUUGAGUCCAACUAUCUACAUGCCAUAGACUCAGUGCUUACCGGUGCAUUUUUGGGGAAAACACCUACUCUAGACUUGCACUCCGUAGAUAUUGGGUCACACAUAGCUGGACUAGUGACUAAAACAUCCCUCGGUGGAGCUCCCACUGGCCGUAAGAAACAGCUGAAAGAUGCAUCUGGCAGAUUUAAGUCAGCCGGUCUUGGAGUAAAGUCUCCUGGUCUUCUGACCAAGAAGAAGUUGUCAAAGAAUACAAAUAAAGCUGGAGGAUUUUUCGUGCCAGGUGGAAGUUUGCUAAAUCUCCAAAAGAAUACACAGUCUCUCCCUCCUGGGGGCCCUGCCUGUGUUCCAUUGUCUCCUCCGAGUGCAGUUGUGAUUCCUAGUGGGUCCCGUUUCUACGGACACGAUCCAGAGCAACACAUACCAGCCGAAUGUUGUCUCAUCGCAUGUCGGUUCCUCAUAGCUGAGGUAGAUCACCUCGCAACACCACAGGAGGUGGAGAUGUGGAAGAAAGUGAUUGACAACUAUUGUGGAAUUGUGAGUACAGGAUUCAACUCCAAACUAACCCACAUUCUCUGCACUAGCAAUGCAUGCAAGCCAUUCAAGAAGGGAAUCAAAGAGUCCAAACGAGUCGUAACUCCUUUUUGGCUCAAUGAAGUGGUGAAGAGAAAAGAAAAUUUUGCUCCUGAUGAAGCCAUAUACUUUCCCGUCUCAUUUACCCCUUCGCGAAGUGUUCUGCAAGGGAAGUGGAUCUCAAUUUGCGGAUUCACGAUUGAAGAACGAGAGAAAAUUAAACUCAUGUUAUAUACACUUGGUGUGAAAUAUUCACCAGGGUUCAAUCAAAAUUGUUUCGCUCUAAUUUGCAAAGAUUUGAACAAUGAGAAAGUGAAGAAAGCGCAAGAAUGGAGCAUACCAGUCUAUAACGUCGAGUGGUUGUCAGAUCUUUUGAUCAGAGGAAAGCAUGCUAUAGAGAACUCAUCUGCAGCUAUGUAUCAGAACUAUGAGAAGGAUGACCCGUUCAAAAUUGACGUUCUAUCGUACAGGGAACUGCAUAAGUUUAUGGGUGCGUGGCUUAAGCCAAUAAAGGUGAAUUCUGGAGAGAUCAGGAAAAAAAGUUCAUAUUGGGAGUACCUGAUGUUGAAACAGAAGCAGAUAUCAGAUGAUCCGUCUAGUGCCUGCAUCAAGAAAAGCAGACAGACUUCAGCAGCUGCUUCGGGAGAGGGAGGCACUCAAAGCAGGGAAUAUGUACUGUUCCCGCCUUCCAGGCCACUAGACCAGAUGCCGAAAGUUGUUUUUACAGGUUAUGAUUUGGAAUCAGUGGAGAAACUGAAGACGAAGCUGUUCUCACUGGGAGGCAGACUAGCCACUAGUAUGUCUGAGUGCACUCACAUAUGUGCCCCUGCAGUACUACGUACUGUCAAGUUCCUCAUUGGUGUGUGCACUGUAGACACAUUCGUCACACACAGGUGGAUUGAAGACAGCUUCGAGUGUCGCUGGUGGCAGAAAGAGACCCAGUACACUCCUGAGAACGAGCCAUUAGAAAGGACACUCGGCUUUAGACUAGUCGGAUCUCUGGAUCGUGCAAAGCAGAAGAAAUUUCUCUCUGGCUACAGAGUGUACAUAACGCCAGCGGUCGAACCAGACUUCACUACAAUGCAAACUGUUGUCGAGGCAGGAGGAGGUCGAAUGUUGCGGUUGGAACCAGAAUCAACAAACUGUCAUCCUAAUGUCAAAUCGAUAAUUAUAUCUUGUGAAAAGGACAUCCCACUUUGUUCUAAGUACAAAUCGAAAGAUGUUUCAGUUUAUUCUGCAGAGCUGAUAUUAGCCGGUGCUCUGGUUCAAGAUUUGGAUUUCGAGAGGUUUAAGUUGGAUCUCAACGCGCGUGCUGCAGCUUCUAAGAGCAGAGAUGAACCAAGAGAAGCAGUUGUGACAACGGCAUCUGUUCAAGAUAAUGACGUAAUUAUGACAGAAUUCAAUCCCGUUUUGCCUGAAAAAGAUCAAGGUCAAUCGGAAAACAGAAACAAUAGUAAUCAGGUUGAGAUGCCAGUGGUAAGCAAACCGUCGGAUAGUGAAAGCUUGAGACCGGUAGAGAAUUCUGAAAUAAUAGAAAAAGAAAAUUCUGAAAAGACAACUAGCGUGUCCAUAGAACAAAAAAUUGAAACCAUUGAAGAAACUAUGGAGAUUGAUCAACCAGCUGCUGACAAGCAACCAGAUGAAACUGAAACAAAAACGGAAACAACUGUUUUAAAUGAGACGUGUUCUGAAAAAAGCAAUAAUGCUAAAAUGACCGAAACGAGUGAAACUAACGUUGACAUAGUCUGUUCGAGUGAAAUUGCAAGUGAAAGUGCGCUUAAACAACAAAGGGAGUCUUCAACUACAGAGUCAACCAUUAUUUCAACGGAAAAAGAAAAUUUGGACACUGGGGUAAAAUGUGAAGCCCCGAAAGAAGACAAUGUAAUUCCGGAAUCAAACGCUAAUUCAAACCCACAAGUUGCCAGCGAAACCAAAGUCAAAAUGGAUUCAGAAGAAGCAAACCUAGUUUGAAAAAAAUUUCGGUUAAAUACUUAACUGGCUCUGGUGACCACAUCGAAGCCAUCUAUUAAAUGCAUAUCGAAGUCAUGUAUUGAACGGUAUUUUUUCAAAACAUUAAAAUUUUUCUUGCUUUUUUAUCUAUUUUUUCUUAUCUUUAUAGAAAUA